GUCUUUCCCCCUCCGGCUCAGCCCCUUUGUCGGGACCCCUCCAUCAGACGCAUCAGACUGAUGAUCAUCUAUCCAUCGUGCCGGCGUCUGCUGAUAGACGGUCUCGGGAAGGUCAACAGUCCCUAAAACUUCCUCCUAACAACCCAGAACCAUCCCCGACUUGGCAAACUAUACUAUGGAACAACAAACACCUCAAGAGUUCAUCCUCGAGGCUUUUGCCGACCCGGCUUCCGUUCGCGAUGUGGUGAGAGGAAUUUUACACACCAUCUUCUUCCAUCGCUUCUUCCCGUCGCUGUUGCCGCGUUCGCGCGAGGUCCUCGAUAUUACGCUGCCGUACGUCGAAGAUGCCGAGCUGGAUACUAUGAUCGAGAAGCGUGCCGCUGAGCUCGCGCGCGAACUCGAUGCCGAACGAACACAUUCGCACACGCAUUCUCACCGCAGCGCUGGCGGCCGCGGUAACAUCUCGGUCCAGUUCUUCGAGAAGAAGCGCCGCAAGACCUGGUAUCUUCCCUACGGCGGCGGCGACGAGGAAGUUUGUUGGGAAUCCUGGACGGUGAAAGUCACCGUAGCGGAACCGCGUACAGAGAGCGAACGCGCCAAAGUCCGCAAAGCCAUGGAGCAAACCCUCCUAACAAGCGUUAUGAAGAUCGUAACCAGCGUCAACACCCACAAAGACCACAUCCCACCCAUAACCACCAGCGAGGCCAACCCCUUCCCCUACCAAAUCAACGUGAACCAAAAAGACGCAGGCUGGGCCACCCGAAUUGGCAUAUACUAGGUAUUAAAGCCA
Messenger RNA from Daldinia decipiens, 790 nucleotides. RefSeq names its product DUF1649-domain-containing protein. The record is from RefSeq and is a predicted model, not a curated record. The transcript has 3 exons. Gene Ontology annotation, cellular component: phagophore assembly site. Gene Ontology annotation, biological process: autophagosome assembly; autophagy. Bases 176 to 778 code for a protein of 200 amino acids. Lineage: Eukaryota; Fungi; Ascomycota; Sordariomycetes; Xylariales; Hypoxylaceae.